Messenger RNA from Zingiber officinale, 2752 nucleotides. RefSeq lists its product as uncharacterized. Bases 225 to 2288 code for a protein of 687 amino acids. The transcript is spliced from 9 exons. Lineage: Eukaryota; Viridiplantae; Streptophyta; Magnoliopsida; Zingiberales; Zingiberaceae. The record is from RefSeq and is a predicted model, not a curated record.
CACCGCAUCGAGCCUAUUGUAUCCCGUAGCUUCUCCCCCUUUUGACCCUUGUCAGUUGUAUCGGCGCAGAUGAUCCGUUGCCUUGGAGGCGCAGUAAUUGCGACCUUGCGCAUCAAGAAUGGUACCGGGAAACGGGGACAUGACGAAGAGUUCACUGCCCUAGGACGGACCUGGUUGGAUUCGAGAAAGAGGAAGGACCUCGAUUGUUUCUGGGGAGAGAGGAGAUGGCGAUGAUGAACAAGACGCGCGAUUUGAUCCAAGGGAUCGUGCGGGAGAAGUCGCUCAAGUGGGUGCUCAGCCGCCGAACUUCCUUCGAGGAUGAGUACGAGGAGAUGCGCCACUCGCCAUCCGGCCGGAGGAAGUGGAUAUCUGACCUUUCUCCUGUGGCCAACGUCAUCGUCGGCCGUUGCUCCCAAAUUCUCAACGUUACUAUGGAUGAGCUCCAAAGCAAUUUUAAUUCAGUUGCUUCAGAUACUAAAAAGAGUUCUUCAAAUUAUGCAAGGAACUUCUUGGAAUACUGUUGUUUUAGAACCCUUGCUCUCUCUACUCAAGUUUCUGGCCAUCUAUCAGACAAGACCUUUCGACGGUUGACAUUUGAUAUGAUGUUAGCCUGGGAGGCACCUGCAGCAGAAAGUCAGCCUACACUCAAGGUGGAUAAAGAGAGAACUGCAGGCGUGGAGGCCUUUUCUAGAAUAGCACCUGCCAUUCCCACUAUUGCAGAUGUAAUUACCUGUUUCAAUCUUUUUGAAGUGCUCACUACUUCAACUGGAGGUCGACUUACUUUUGCAGUCUAUGAGAAAUACCUAGGUGCAUUAGACAGGGCAAUAAAGAAGAUGAAAACUCAGACCGAAUCAUUGCUUCUUUCGGGUCUUCGCCUCCAUAGAGAAGAAAGGAUCCUUGAGGUGGACGGAACAUUGACCACCCAACCAGUGCUUGAACACAUAGGAACUUCUACAUGGCCUGGGAGAUUGACACUGACGGACCAUGCUCUCUAUUUUGAAGCACUGCGAGUUGUAACCUUUGAUAAACCAAAGGUAUAUGAACUUGCAGAUGAUCUAAAGCAAAGUAUCAAGCCUGAGUUGACUGGGCCAUGGGGUUCCCGCCUUUUUGAUAAGGCUGUUAUGUACAAGUCAAUAUCUUUAUCAGAACCAAUGAUCAUGGAGUUUCCUGAGCUUACAGGUCAUUCGCGUCGUGAUUAUUGGCUAGCUAUUAUGCGAGAAGUUCUUUAUGCCCAUCGAUUCAUUCAGAAACAUGAAAUAGAAGGUGUUGAGAAAGAAGAAACUCUUUCAAAAUCUGUUCUUGGUAUUCUACGUAUACAAGCCAUUCGAGAUUUACUUCUGUCAGCAGCUAUCAAAUAUGAGACACUUCUGAUGUUCAAUUUCUGCAAUCAGCUUCCUGGAGGCGACAACAUAUUGGAAACACUAGCUAAUGUAAUAGCCUCUAGGAGGUUGGAUCGAACUAAUCAAUCCACUUCAAGAAGUGGAAUGUACUCUAUUUCUACUUUGGGAAUUUUGUCAAAUCUAGGGCUUGUGUCACAAGUUUCAACUGAAGACAAGCUUCUUGUUGGUGAAAUAGUUGUCGGGGAACUGACUUCCUUAGAAAGGGCAGUAAAUGAAGCUAGAAUUAACUAUAAACAGUUAGAGAAAGCACAGGCUACAAUAGACGGAGUCAAAGUUGAUGGUCUUGAUACAAAUUUUGCAGUGAUGAAGAAGCUCCUUCGACCUAUGCUCCAACUGGGAGAUUUCCUUAUUUCUAUGGCUUCGUGGGAUGAACCUAUCAAGUCCAUAGUUUUCUGUUCUUUAUCUUGUUUCAUCAUUUUCAGGGAAUGGCUUGGAUAUGCUGUUGUUAUGUUACUUUUAUUUCUUGCCAUCUUCAUGCUGCUUACUCGAAUAAGUAAUCAAGGAAAGCCAAUUGAUCAGCUCAAGGUUAAGGUUCCACCUUCAAUGACCACAAUGGAACAGAUAUUGGCAGUUCAGAAUGCCAUCUCUCAACUUGAAGAGCUGGUCCAGGAUGGAAAUAUUAUUCUUUUGAAAUUACGAGCACUGCUACUGGCUGUUCCUUCCCAGGCAACAGAUAGAGCUAUAUUGGUUCUGGUUUUACUGGCAUUUGCAGUAGCUUUUUUGCCUAUUAAGUUUUUACUCAUAAUGGCAUUCCUGGAAAUAUUUACUCGGAAUUCUCCUCCACGAAGGGUGAGCUCUGAGAAAUUUAUGAGAAGAUUUAGAGAAUGGUGGUUCAGCAUACCUGCAGCUCCUUUUCUUCUUGAUGGAAAUGAUAAGAAAAAGAAGUGAACAUAUUGUCCAUGACCAUUGUGCAUAAUGUCGUUAUCUGCAUAUCACCCGUGAAGAAUCCAGCUGUCUAGGUCUCUACUGUGGCCCAUGAAGAUGGUAGACAAUGUUCUUUGAAUUAAACUCCUCUUUGUUCUAUCAUAUCCUUCAUGAUGAAGAUGGUAGAGAAUGCUCUAUGAAUUAAACACUGUUCUAUCAUAUCCUUCAUAUAAAACAGGACUUUGAAUACUUCUCUAGGUUUGAGGUUCUCAUACAUAAGAGUUUGAUUUUUGUUGAUAUUGACAAAAUUCUGUAUUUUUUUACAAUAGCUUCUAGCACUGGAACUACAAUUGCCAUGGAACCUUGUUCUCCUUGCAGAAAGAGAAUUGUUUUUCAAUUUGCGGAAGUUUUUAUCUCUUGGGCGAGCUCAAUCGCCUUGAACAAUGCAAGCUUAAUUCUGCUGUAAAGAAGAGUUGAGAAAUUGUUUU